AUGUCACCCUCACCUUCAAGCUAUGAUUUUGAAAUUGAAUGCAUUGAUAUUUAUACACUGUCCAACACAACUCACAUCCAAUGCCACACCAAUGUCAAGACUGUCUCUGAGGCACUUGUUCUGAACAGUUAUAUUGGAGCAACUCCAGAGUCUCCCUCCAUUGCUAUCUCACUUCGCACCCUGGAACUGUAUUACAGAAUUCGCCUGCAAAAACCAUCAUUUAGUGCUGAGGCCUUUAUGAAGGUUCUGUGUGAUCUUUACAAUGCAGCCUUUGAUGUCUAUAACAUUGUCCUCCGUCAAGUUGAGCUUCAAGUUUCUGAAGCCCUUGGUCACAAUUCACCUAACUGGCAUGUCUUGAAUGCUUGUCCACCAUGCUCAUUUGAGCACAUGAUUGUCUUUGAUGGCAACAACUCUCUAUCUCGAAUGGUGCCACUGGGUGGCUGCAAUGUCGGUGACAUGCGCACAUUUGAUUCAGACUUCUUCCUUUCCCAUGACUACGUCAAUCAGUUUGCUGAUGAAGCACCGUCCUCCCAAGCACCAGCUGAUCAAUGUGCCCUGCAACUUCAAGUUGGUGAGAAUAUGGAAAGACUGUGCACGGAAAAUUGGAAGGCUGCUGCUGCUGAAGCCAAGAAAAAGAUGUGGGGAAUAUUUGAAGAAACAGGGAUCUUUGCAUGUGCAUGCCAUCAUGGCAUGAUACUGUGGAUUGUUGACAUGGUCCACAGCGGUGAACUCUUUAAGUAUCCACUCUCCAUUGUGAAUAAGGUGCUUGAAGUCCUCAGCCCCGAACUAUUGAUCAGUUAUGAUGUCGGAUGCAAACUUGCUACCACUGUCAAGUCAACCUCCCUUGCUACCAAGUUUCAUGAAUCUAACAGCCGCUUAAUUUUUGACUCAUCUAACCAGCUCGCCCCCGUUAUUUGUUAUGCAAGCACCUACAACCGUCAUUUCUAUAUUGACAUGUUUUUCAAACAGUGGGACGAAGACAAGUACAUGAAUAUUGGCAACAUGCUAUACAACAACUAUCGUCAAGCUCUCGACAUUAUUGAACAGGAAAUUAUCACAUUUGAGCACGCCAAACUGUGCCUUGACAUUACAGAUGACAAUAUCAAGGAAUGGCAGAAGCAGCAGUCAGUGUACCUUGAAACCCUUGGAAAUGAAGCCGAGUGGGACGUGCAUGCGAUGACGUACAUUGAGUUGUUGAAAAAUCUCCAAAAUGCAAUGGCUGCAGCACAGAAUGCAUCAGCAUCAUUCCUUGAUGGCAUUCCCACCGACUAUCAAUUUGUCUCAACUUCAUCAGUGACAUCAACAGAUCCUGCAUAUAUCGCCAAUCUGUCAACUCAACGACGACACGCGAAUGAGCGCCUGGAUACCAUAUUGCAAGAGAUCACUGCCAUGGAGGUGAAGAUGGACAUUACACAGAGGUGGGAGCCAUCAGACAGUGAGUAUGUUGAGCCUAUGAGGUACAUGGCUACACAGAAAUAUCACCAUGCUCUAGAUGAGCUGCAGUGUCUUGUUGUGCUGCGACUCUUCGAGUUGCACAAGUUAAACCUUUCACAGACUGCCCUCCAAACUUGCUGCAAGGCAAUUCAAAACAAGGUGAAGGAAUACAAUGCAGCAGCAUCUGCACUUGUUCCACCUGCUCCGAGUCUCGACUGGUUGCGUGUCUCUCACUAUGGCUUUCUUCAUGAGUUUACACUUCUCUGUGAAACGCGGCAAGAUGUACGAACAAAUCAAUGGACCUGUCCGGAAUCACUUCGCAUCAAACAUGCUCAUGAAGAGGUCCAUCAUUGUAACAUCGAGCUUCAUCGCCUUCACUCAUCCAUUGUUGCUGAAAAUUGUCACUUUGAAGCCACUCUCCAAUGCCUCAAUGCUGAGAACAACACAUUGUACCACCCCAUCAAAGAAUUUGCCACGUGCCACAUCCGAAUCAAUUCUCAUAACCUUGCCCAUGUUUUUCAAACAUUUAGCCUUGCUGGUUUCACAGGAGAUAAGAUGGUUGGCAUGAAGAAGAACUUAUCUGCUAUUCUGAAUCAUUCACUAAUGCACACGGACAUCCUGGCUGAUGAAGUAGAAUCUGACAUGGAUGAGGAUGAUGAAGCUUGUGGGGUCAUGGGCGGUGUGACGCUCGGACCCAUGCUGGGCAGCAAAUAG
This is a messenger RNA of Suillus discolor, 2148 nucleotides long. RefSeq lists its product as uncharacterized. The record is from RefSeq and is a predicted model, not a curated record. Lineage: Eukaryota; Fungi; Basidiomycota; Agaricomycetes; Boletales; Suillaceae. Bases 1 to 2148 code for a protein of 715 amino acids. The transcript has 9 exons.